Messenger RNA from Aspergillus brunneoviolaceus CBS 621.78, 1446 nucleotides. RefSeq names its product zinc finger HIT domain-containing protein. The record is from RefSeq and is a predicted model, not a curated record. Gene Ontology annotation, biological process: snoRNA localization; maturation of LSU-rRNA from tricistronic rRNA transcript (SSU-rRNA, 5.8S rRNA, LSU-rRNA); box C/D snoRNP assembly. The transcript is spliced from 4 exons. Gene Ontology annotation, cellular component: nucleus; pre-snoRNP complex. Bases 184 to 1446 code for a protein of 420 amino acids. NCBI's taxonomy places the organism in Eukaryota, Fungi, Ascomycota, Eurotiomycetes, Eurotiales, Aspergillaceae.
GCGCCUGGAUCAACGCCUUCGCAUUCAAUCUACACCAGCUACUCUUAUUCUCUCACAAGCUUGCGUCAUACUUCACCCUUCUACCCUCUCCUUACAUCUGAAAAUAUAUAACUCUUCACAUACACCCGAGAAGAGCACUCUAUCCAAAAGCCCAACAACAAAAGCCCACCCCCAAGAACAAGAAUGUCCUCCUCACAGGAAGACUCCCUGCUAACAGACCUCUGCACAAUCUGUCACCUCCAACCCCCCAAAUACCGCUGCCCCCGCUGCAACACGCGCACCUGCUCGCUGCCGUGCACGCGGCGCCACAAGCUCUGGUCGCAGUGCAGCGGGGUGCGCGACCCCGCGGCCUACCUGCGGCGCAGCGAGCUGGCCACGGCGACGGCCUUCGACCGCGACUUCAACUUCAUCACGGGGAUCGAGCGGUCGAUCGAGCGCGCCGGGCGCGACGCCGAGAACCGCGGGAUCCGGGGAGGGGAGGUUGGUGGUGGUGGUGGUGGUGGGGGCGCUGGGGGGAAGAGGAAGAGGGGUGCUGCUGUUGCUUUUGCUGGUGCUGCUGGCCCUGCGAAGAGGGAAUCGGGGUUCUUGCGGGAAGUACGAAAUGCAGGUGUGAAGGUGAUUCGGGCGCCGAGGGGGAUGAGUCGGAAUAAGGAGAAUGGGUCGAGGUGGUUUGCUAAGUACCAAUGCUUGGUGUGGACGGUGGAGUGGAUAGGGGAGACCGGGGAGAAGCGCACGAGGAACUGCAGGGAUUCGGUUCCGAUUGCCAUCUCCUACGAUCGAGCGUUUCCUCUCAGUAGGGAAGAACGCGAGAAGGAAAAGGAGCAGGAGCAGACACAGACACAGACACAGACACAGAACCAAGAGCAGGGAGAAGAUCAGGGCCAAGCGCAACAACAGGAACUGCCUUCUUCAACAACGGAGAACGUCACUCAGCAACCUGAAGAUAUUCCCUCUGUUAUCACUGCAACCACCGAAUCCAGCACUACUGUUGAAUCAACAGCACCACUAACCAGAACCGACAAACCACACCCACCCACUACCACGUCCUCCGAAGAAGAAGAAACGCACGCGAUCCUCCCCCAUCGGAACGUCUACUUCUACCUCCACCGGCCGCGAACAGCGACCAAACAGCCCGUCCUGAUCCCGCUCGCCCCCAGCAUGACGCUCACCGCCGCCCUGCGCGGCCACACGGUCCUCGAAUUCCCUACCAUCUAUGUACUACCAGACUCGCCCGAUGCGUUACGCGCGCAGGGGGCCGACGCCCGGUAUCUACUGGAAGACGAGUAUAUUCGCACCCACGCGCCAGUGGACGAGGACAGCGCGAGUCCGACGGAGUCGGAGGUCGAUCAACCGGCCCCUGCCGGUAUCGACUUGGGGAAUGUCGACGAGAAAAAGGUCUUGGAAGUGCUCAAGAAAGAUCUAUUCGAGCCGACGGCGCUUAUGUGA